UGGAAACAUGCACUGCCAUUUUUUAGUUCCCAACCACGACUAUUUCAUAUCACGAUGUUUUUAAGUAUUCUAGAUUACAAUUUAAAUAAAGUGGGAUAAAAAAAAAUAUAUAAGAUUGUGCUGGGUGUUAAAUGUAGAAAUAUUAAAAUUAUCAUUUAAUCCUUCAAAUAAAUGAAUGGCUGAUUUAGCCUUUAUAAAAUAUAUUUUAACAUAACAGGGGAUUAUUUAACAAUUAAAACACUGGAUGCUUAUUUUAUUUCGGUGACAAAUUUUGUACUUUUAUUUAUCAGGCAAAUUUGGCGGCUCCUAAUAAAGUUAUUGUAUCCAAUGAAAUCGCAGCGUCUCUGCUGUGGGCGGAGUCGUUGAUGUUGAAUUGUCAUCCUGCUGAUCACAAAAAUGAACAUGGAGGGAAAUGUAUCAAAUGUUGAAAUCUGUAAUUUAGCUUAUAACGGAAAAUUUGAACAACUUAAACAAUUUAUUUUGUCCGACAACUCACUAGCGACAAAAAUAGAUCAGGACAACAGGACUGCCCUGCACUGGGCUUGUUCUGCUGGACAUGUAGAUAUCGUGCAUUUUCUGUUGGAUCUUGGAGUUGAAGUGGAUCCCAAAGAUGAUGCAUUUUGGACCCCUCUUCACAUAGCAGCAUCUGCUGGGAGAGAAGAAAUUGUCACAUCCUUAAUAUCCAAAGGGGCUCAGUUGAACUCUGUGAACCAGAAUGGUUGUACCCCACUUCACUAUGCAGCAUCUAAAGACCGAUAUGAGAUAGCCCAGAUUUUGCUUGAAAAUGGUGCAGAUCCUAAUGCAAUGGAUAAAUUGGAAUCCACACCUCUGCACAGAGCAUCUGCCAAGGGCAACUACCGUCUCAUUCAACUACUUUUGAAACAGAGCGCCUCUACCAACAUUCAAGACUCUGAAGGAAACACACCACUUCACCUUGCAUGUGAUGAGGAGCGAGCAGAGGCAGCAAAACUUCUUGUGGAACAUGGUGCCAGUAUCUACAUUGAGAACAAGGAAAAGAUGACGCCUAUACAAGUUGCUAAAGGUGGUCUGGGAAAUAUGCUGAAACGGAUUGUUGAGGGCUGAUGGACCCCCAACAGAACCAGAGCAGUCCACCUGCAGCUUUUAAUUAAGCUGCUUUAUUAAUAUGAUGAAUACUUACUGAACUUACAGGGUGUUUGAAAGACAAAGAAGAGCAAAAACAUCUGCUUUUUGGUGAAAGUUUGUAAAGACACUUGUAAAAGAGAAGAAUUAUGUUUUAGUCAGUGUUCUGUCUUUGACAGUUAAAAAAGCUCAUGGCUUAGACAGGUUUCACUCAUUUUAUUGGGUAAACAGGGGUUUUAGGUUCAAGAUAAUCCACUCUGCAACAUUCUGCUAUUGUCUAGUUCAGUGUUUCCCAACCACCACAAAAUAAAUAAAUGCAUGAAAAAAAUAUAUAUAUUUCAGGGAUCCAAACUUCUCGACUUUCUGAGAAAUUUGCCAUUUUGAAACCAUAAUCGGUCACUUUUGUGAUUGUGAAAAGCAAUGAUUAAUGUGCAAAAGUGACUGAUGUUUAUAUGCGUUAAGGGUCUUUCACAUGACUCUCAUCAGCACUGCAGAAUACAUUGAAGUCUACGGAGUGACUUCACACCAAAGUGUUUUUCACACAAAAGUUUUUGCUUCAUCAAUAAUGUCUUGGAGAGUACUUAGCAACAAGAAAUAUUUAAAAACUGUCCAAAUUUGUGAAGAGACAUUGAAUGUCUCAUAAUUUAUUUUAAUUAAAUAUUACCUUAUCAUUUAUGAAUAUCAGAGACCCUAGUUAUUUAACUAAUUUAAAUUCACCUAGAAAACGGCUAAACAUAAACGAGUCCUUUUAUUACUUUCUACUAACAAAGUAACUGCAAGAUAUUUUUCUCUCUUCCAAAUACAUGAUUUCAAUGUUUACUGUGCACACCUCCCACUUUAUUACGUGGCAAACUCGUAACAUUGCCCCUCUGUGACGCUUUCUGAAACUCUCGUCAUGUGGAGGGCAAUGCAGCGCUUGACACUAGCAUUGAAUGGAGUGUUGACACCUCAACUCAUGAAAUGCGCUUUACAAUGAAAGAACAUUAUUGAAACUCAAAAUGAUUAGUAUUUGUCUAUUAUUGUGGUCUUUUCUGAUAAAAGCCAUGCAAGCAGUUUAAAUAGGUUACUGUAGGAAAAUGAUAAUUCUUAUACUGACGUCAGUAGAUUUGUAGCCAUGCAAGUUUUAAUAAAGGAGAAGGAAAGGACGUUAUUGAAACUCACUAUUAUUGUUGUCUUUUUGGAUGAAAAAUAAUGCUCAGACUGAAGAAAGUCUAUAGAUCUGCUUUGAACACCUAUAAAGUCUCUUGGUAGAUUUCGGUCUUGAAUGACUCAAAAUUAUUCACUGACUCACUCAUACCACAUAAGACGCUCAUUUGUCGUGACCUAGUGACAUUUCCAGAAGGGGUCACUGAACUAAUCAGUUAAUAAAAUGUAACAAAUUUGUGUAACAGAAGCAAGCCUCACCAAAAUACUCUUUAUUUUGCAGCUAAUUCUGCACAAUUGUAAAUUUGAAUAAACACGAAUUACUAAAAUAGCUGGAAUUUGUGCUUUUAGCUCAUUCUUUAAAAAAAUCCCCAGAAAACAUUUUCUUGGACGGUCUUACCUUUUUCGCACCUCAUGAGUUUGCAUCCCUGUAAUUUAUUGUGGCAUUGCAAGAACAAAUCUACAAAUGAGAAAAGAAACAAUUUGUUGUUUUUUCAUUACCCAUUUAGCGCUCUUGCCACCUGUGACCUCACACAGCAUAGCCUGCAUAUUUUUUGGUAAACACGCUACUAAGGCGGACAGAAAACAUGUUCUUGAAAAGGAAAAAUAUUGACGAUGGUUAGCCUAUGUGGGAUAGUGGUGUUCCGUAGAAUUUUUUAGUCAUAAAAAGUGUGGAAAACACUGGUCUAUAUUAGCCAUGGUUGCUUGAUUUCUGUUAAACCUAAAGCUGGUGUUAUCAUAGGCGAGUCUCUCUGUGUGAAGGUCACAACAACAUAGUCUAUUCUUUUCUUGUGAUAAUGCUUGCUAUUUUUUAUAAGGAAAAUAAAUUAUA
Messenger RNA from Xyrauchen texanus (razorback sucker), 3076 nucleotides. RefSeq names its product 26S proteasome non-ATPase regulatory subunit 10-like. NCBI's taxonomy places the organism in Eukaryota, Metazoa, Chordata, Actinopteri, Cypriniformes, Catostomidae. The record is from RefSeq and is a predicted model, not a curated record. The coding region runs from base 397 to 1083 and encodes 228 amino acids. The transcript is spliced from 5 exons. Gene Ontology annotation, molecular function: fatty-acyl-CoA binding; protein binding.